Molecule: messenger RNA, 2350 nt
Organism: Cucumis melo (muskmelon)
Lineage: Eukaryota; Viridiplantae; Streptophyta; Magnoliopsida; Cucurbitales; Cucurbitaceae
Product: basic leucine zipper 19
Exons: 3
Coding region: 282-1100 (272 amino acids)
Biological process (GO): DNA-templated transcription; regulation of transcription by RNA polymerase II
Molecular function (GO): RNA polymerase II cis-regulatory region sequence-specific DNA binding; DNA-binding transcription factor activity, RNA polymerase II-specific
Source: RefSeq, a predicted model, not a curated record
CUAAGAUUCUCCCACAAACCUCUUCCAUUUUACAUCUAUGUCCUCCACAUACCUAUAAAUUCCUUCCAUUUACACUCACAUUCCCAAUUCCUUGACUUUUCAGGCAGGCAAAAGUUGUUCUUCACUCCUCUUCUGAUAUUCCCUAUUCUCGUUUAUGAUCCAAGUUUGAAAUUCUGGCAUCUCUCUUAAAGGAUCUUGGUUAGAGUUGUUUCUCCUUGGUGUUGCUGUAUUGAAGUUGAUUUUCAAGUGGUUUCCUAGCUGUCUUGGUUGAGAUAUCUAUAAUGGAAGAUGGGGAGCUUGAAUCCUCGAACCCAGAAGUGUUUUCGGGUUCGAAUGCCGUUGAGCUUCCAAGUAGUUGCUCAAUGGAUAGCUUCUUUGAUGAAAUUCUGAAGGAUACUCAUGCUUGUACACAUGCUCAUACUUGCAACCCUCCUGGUCCUGAUUAUUCACAUACACAUACCUGUUUUCAUGUUCAUACGAAAAUUGUUUCUUCCCCCACCGAAGAAAAGCUUUCCACUGAUGAUACAGAGGAUUCCGUGGAUAAGAAGAAUAAGAAGCGCCCAUUAGGUAAUCGUGAAGCAGUUCGUAAAUACCGGGAGAAGAAAAAGGCAAGGGCUGCAUCGUUGGAAGAUGAAGUUGUGAGAUUGAGAGCCCUGAAUCAGCAACUGUUGAAGAGAUUGCAAGGUCAGGCUGCAUUGGAGGCUGAGGUUUCUAGGCUCAAAUGUUUGCUUGUGGAUAUUAGGGGAAGAAUUGAAGGGGAGAUUGGAAGCUUCCCGUAUCAGAAACCAGCCAAUUCAAAUCCACCCAAUCAGAAUGUGUCUGGUAGUUACUUGAUAAAUCCAUGUAAUGUGGAAUGCAAUGAUCAAGCAUAUUGCCUUCGUCCAGGGGAUGAUGGAAAAAGUGGAGAGAGCGCUUUGUUGAAUGGGCAAAGUUUUAGUGCAUGUGACUUUGAAAAUCUUCAGUGCUUGGCAAAUCAAAACACGGGAGCAAAGGAACCUCCUGACUGUGGACUAGGGAACACUAUUGCUAACGUUAAUUGUGCAGAACUAAAUCCGAAGAAAGGUGUAUAUGAAAGACUCUAUCCAAGUUAUGUCUUAUAAAAGUCUGAACUUGAUGUUGCCUUUUGAAGCAAAAUCUGACUGGCACACGAAGAUCUCUCUACCGUCUUAGGUUCUUUUCAUAUUUUUCUUGCAAGACUCUUGCUGAUUGGUUGUUGGGAUUAAAUUUAUUCAUUUGCAGCUGUCAAACCAUCUUCUUAUCAUCUGAUAUGAGAUUUGUAAACUCUCAUUUUCCUUUGGGGUGUAAAAUUAUAUGCAAAAUUUUUCGUAUAGGUCUCGUAACCGUUUGUAAAAUGAUAUGAGUAAUCUUCUCAUUCCUUCCUUUCCUUUGUUUUUUUCCCUUCUUUACAUUUAUUUAAGUUUUUUAAAAGUUUGAUACGGCACGAGGACUUGCCUCAUUUUGUCUUCAGCUACUAACAACUCUUUGUAUGAUGCUCACGGUUCAAUUAGGAGGAGGGGUCUGUAAGGCAACGAAAAAUGGGAAAUGCUGAUCUCGGAUAGUAUAUGCAUCUUUUUUGUGUAUAUAAAGCCUGCCACGUCGGUUCCUGUUCUGUGCAAUGCAGCAUCAACAUUGUCUUUCAGGUUUUCUCUUAUGCAACACGUUCACCCUCUUCUAGGUUGUUUGAGAUGCUUAUUUAUGUUGAAUGAGAAAGUAAAGCAGAUGCAUAAGCAUGCCUUUAAGAAGCUAGAAAACAACUAUUUGGAAUUAUCAACCUUGAUAGUUUAAGAUUGCCACGACAUGCCUCACAUAUAUUUAGCUGUGAGAGGAUAUUGUUAGUGGGUUAGCAAACUUUCCCUCUUUCUAAGCCAAGAAAUUUCAUGGAUUAUUGAAAUUACAGAACUAGGAAAUGGUGGGAUUUCAGUACCUGAGCCAUAUUGAAACACCUCAAGGAAACUUAGAUCUGCCAUUCAAUGUGCUAGAGAAAUUUGAGUAACAUACAGUCUAAGAAGAAAAGUGACAAGGAAUCAAUGGAACCGGAGGACUUUUGUUUACUUCCAUUCUGAGUAAUCCAUGUCGAUCAAGUGGGGUUUCACCAUUGUUGGUGAAAAAUGCUUGUGGCUGUACUUUUGAUGUCUGAUGAAAUAGGUAAGGUUUGAGAGAAGAUAUAAUUCAGAAGAUAAGGCUUUAAUUAUGUUAUUUUAUUCUGAAAUGUGAAUCAUUUGUAUUAUCAUGGGAGAUUUUCAACAUGCAAAUUGCAAAUGAAAAAUUCUUGGAACUUCUGUCACAUGUCUUGUAAAACUAGCCAUCUUAAUGAAAUAUGGAAGAUCAUAAUCUUCGAGAUCUUUUUUCA